AUGAUUGAUAAGUUACUAUUUAUUUUGAUUUGUUUGAUUUAUCCCAUUGUUCAUUCAGUAAAAGAAGUUGUUUUAUCCGAUACACGUGAAGCUCGUGAUUAUUUAAAUUGGUAUAAAGUAUCAACAAAUGGCUAUUUAAAUGAUGGAUGGGGUGAAUUGAGUUUUGAAGCUAAACUGUAUCCAACACUUUUACUAUCAUCAUCAUCAUCAACACUGUGGCGUACACAAUACGUAUGUGACAUAACAUCUGAACGUCGUGUUGAUAAUUGGUUACGUACACCUUAUCUACGUCGUCAAGAAGCACAACGCAUUGAAAUCGAACUUGGCUUCUCGAUUAGAGAUUGUUCAACAUUUCAGACACCGAAUGAAAUUCGUUCAUGUCGAGAAACAUUUGAACUUUAUAUACAUGAAACUGAUCGUGAAGAAUAUGAUUUCUCAUUAUCGUCCUAUAAAUUGGUUGAUAUUAUUGCCGGAAAUCGUUUUACAUCAAAUAAUUAUGGCAGUCAAAUAUCAUCACAUGCAAAUAAUUUAACAGUCAAUGUUAAAACUCGUGGAGUAUCGAUAAAUAAAAAUGGUUUUUAUAUUGCAUUUCGUGAUCAAGGUGCAUGUAUAUCGUUGUUAUAUGUGAAAAUUUUUUAUCGCUUAUGUCAAGAUAUAUCCGUUGGUCUUAUACAUUUUCCUGAAACACCAACUGGAUCGCAUUUAACAGAUAUCGUUGAACGUUACGGUAUAUGUACAAUGAAUUCUAAAACCAUUCAACAGCCAAUAGGAUUUUGUAAAGGAAAUGGUGAAUGGACUUUUCAAGAAACAUCAUUACAUGAUAGUUGCAAUUGUCAACAAGGCUAUGAACAACUUAUUGAUAAUAAUUAUAAGAAUAAUAGCCUUUUAUCUCGUGCCAUUUGUAAGGUUUGUCCUAUUGGUACAUACAAAUCAACUAUAAACAACUUUGAUCGUUGUCAACUGUGCCCAUUGCAUAGUCACGCAUAUGAUAAAGGCUCAACACUAUGUAUUUGUAACGAUGGUUUUUUUCGUUUAAAUUCAUCAAUUUAUAGUACACCCUGUAUAGGAAGUCCAAGUCAACCUGAAAAUGUAACAAUCGACGAGAUCGAUCAAAGUUCAGUUGGAAUCUCUUGGAAACAAUUGCAUGAUCAUGUCUAUCAUAUUGAAUGUAUUCAUUUCGUACCUUGUGAAUCGUACAUCAUCUAUGAACCCAGCCGAACAUUUAUUAAUGAGACAAGCGUGAAAAUUUCGGGUCUUGAUGAUCAUACAAACUAUAAGAUAAAAUUAUAUGCCGAACAAAUCUCAACACAUUUGUUCAGUAAAUCUGUUGAUUUAUCGUUUACAACAAAAACUCCAAUAUCUCAGCAGAUUCGCGAUAUAAAAAUUCAACGAAUAACAUUCGAUACUAUUGUAAUUACAUGGCUAUCGGAUGAUUUUGUUCAAUAUCAAAUACGUUAUUGGCCAUUGAUCGAUGCAAAUAAAAAAAUGCUUGUAACGCUUUCAACGAAUAAUUUUACUCUAGUAACCAAAUCGGAUAGUUAUAAAUAUCAAAUACGUGGCUAUAACAAACAUGGCUGGACUUCGUAUACGCAAGAAAAAUUAAUUUCAUUAAAUGCAAUAUCGAUCGAUAGAUUUUUAACAUCGGGUCUAGCGAAAAAUUUCGUCGAUAAUAAAUACGUUAUUGUUAUGGGUCCACUAAUUGUACUUGUGUUAUUAAUUAUAGUUAUGAUAUUAGGUUUCAUUUAUGUAAAAAAAACACGUUUAUGUCAAUGGAAAGCAGCCAGCGAUUGUGAAUCACUAGAUUAUCAAAAACGACAAGGGACCGCACCACUGUGGCCUUCAAUUACGACAACGACAAAGACAUAUAUUGACCCUCAUACGUACGAGGAUCCAACUAAAGCAGUGAGAGAUUUUGCGCGUGAACUUGAUCCAAAUUUGAUUGUCAUCGAAUUUGUCAUCGGCGGAGGCGAAUUCGGCGAUGUCUGCCGAGGAACAUUACGUACUAGUAGUACGACGAAAGAGAUUCCAGUUGCAAUCAAAACAUUAAAGCAAGGUGCAACAGAGAAAACUCGCCUAGAUUUUUUAUCUGAAGCCAGUAUUAUGGGACAAUUUGAUAAUGAAAAUGUGAUCUACCUGGAGGGUGUUGUCACCAAACAUCAUCCGAUUAUGAUAGUAACAGAAUAUAUGGAAAAUGGUUCCUUAGAUGCUUAUCUACGAACCAAUGAAGGAAAACAAUGUCUUGAUGCGUCCCAAUUAACACGCAUGUUAUGUGGUAUAGCAUCCGGAAUGAAAUAUUUAUCCGAAAUGAAAUAUGUUCAUCGAGAUUUAGCAGCGCGAAAUAUUCUUGUUAAUAAAGAUCUUAUAUGUAAAGUCGCUGAUUUUGGUUUAAGUCGAGAAAUAGAUGCAGAUGAUGGUUACACGACGAAAGGUGGGAAAAUUCCCAUACGCUGGACAGCUAUCGAAGCAAUUGAUUAUCGAAAAUUUACAUCAGCAUCGGACGUAUGGAGUUUUGGUGUAUUAUGUUGGGAAGUUGUUUCAUUCGGUGAACGACCUUAUUGGAAUUGGUCGAAUCAAGAUGUAAUUAAAACAAUCAAAAAUUCUUUUCGUCUUCCACCGCCUAUGAAUUGUCCGGAUGUAAUCUAUAGAUUAAUGUUAGCAUGUUGGAAUGAACACUAUUUAGAGCGACCGAAAUUCGAUGAUAUUGUACAAAUGCUAACACAAUAUAUUCAACUACCAAAUCUUCUUGUUCCGAUAGCAAAACAAAGAAUCGCCUUUGUGAAUCAUCCAGAUCAACCAAACAUUGCUCAAUUCACAUCAACAAUUGAAUGGCUCCAUGAUAUUCAACUUGAUCGUUUAAUAUGUUUUUUUAUGAAUGCUGAAUAUACAAAUCUUUCGCAAAUAUGCCAUUUUAAUUCAUCUGAUUUAACGAUACUUCUUGGUGAUAACAUCGCACUUGACGAACAAAACCGUUUAUUAGAUAGUUUAACUCGUAUUCGAUCUGAUUUAGUAUUAAUAUCAUCGAAAUCAUUGUUGAACAGGGAAGGUUAUCUUGUAUAA
This is a messenger RNA of Rotaria socialis, 3057 nucleotides long. The record is from the annotation of a GenBank genome assembly. Lineage: Eukaryota; Metazoa; Rotifera; Eurotatoria; Philodinida; Philodinidae.